Molecule: messenger RNA, 2619 nt
Organism: Prorocentrum cordatum
Lineage: Eukaryota; Dinophyceae; Prorocentrales; Prorocentraceae
Source: the annotation of a GenBank genome assembly
AUGGCUAACAUUGCGGCAGUGGCUCUAGACAACUCUUCUGGUGACCGCAUCUCGAUCGAGUACUCAUAUAAGCAUGUGGGCAGCAUAUAUUCUGGUGACGGCAGUAUUGGUAGGGAGAUAUCCCGCAGGAGGCAGAAGCAUGCAGCUGCCCUGCGGCCACUCGGAUCCGCCGUGGUCAAGCAUAACAUCGAGAUGAAAGACAAGCUGAAGUAUGUUUACGCCCUAUGCGGUACCCAUCUGUUCUUUCAGGCAGAAGCCUGGGAUCGCUUGUCAGCUGCGGCCGCCACAAAGCUGAACCAUUCGCUGAUAUUGGGAUAUAGGGCUCUGUGGGACUAUUGCUGCAUUCUGUCCCCAGGGCCGACUACGCUGCGGAUAUAUGGAGUACUGAAGUCCUGUGUUCCCUGGCAGGUCAACCCGAGGCAAGUGUUGAAUGCUUUGACCUCGGGGGUUUUGGUCUACCUCAGCGAGCAGUUGGCCGAGUAUUGGCGCUCCAUUGCCCGCAAGUAUCCAGACCCGCCGGACGAACCACAAGGGUACGAGCCUGUCGAAGGAUCGCUCGUGCUGCCUGAGGGGCUCCCUGAUACUGUGCUCGGUGGCUUUCCUCACAUGGAGGUCGCGCCGCACGCCGUAUCCAUAGUGGGCGCCUGGCGGUUCAAGUGGGGAAGGGCCUUGUUGCUUCCGAAAAGUGUGGACGCGAAGGAUUCCAUGAUUGUCCAGCGGACACUGGGGGAAACUCGUCCGCUCAUUCUUUCGAGCACCUGCAACAAGGCUGUUGCCAUUUGCAUCAACAAGCCGAUGUCGUAUGCGUGCACCGUCGCUUGCGACCUCGCUAAAAACGGUUUCAUACCGAACCGCAUCAUGGUCAACAACAUCCUCGACUUAGAGGGCAAGUGCUUGCACUGGAUAGCUCAGCGCCACAGGACUGGAGUCUUGCUCGCGUCCUUUGACGUGCGAGCUGUUGCUCCGUACAUGUUACACGCGGCUAUUUUCUGGACCCUUGCCGCCAUGGCCAUCCUGGGCGACGUGGUUCAGGCCAUCCGGGCAUUCCGUCAGGAUGUGUGGGUUGAGGUUUAUCGCCGGGUCGUCAGUGGAGCGGGCGUCUUCUGCAGCAGGGGCAUCGAACAAGGCCUCCCGGAGCGCCGGCCACGGGCCGCGCGCCCGGGUGCGGCGGGCCCGCCCGGCGAGGCGGGCGCAGGUGGCCCGCCCGAGGCGCCCGAGCACAUAUGGCUGCUGCCCCUCGCGCCGCGCGCCGCGGCCACAGUGGAGGUCACCUUCCCCGGCGGCGGCGUGGAGUGGGCCGCGGCCCUCUGCGAGGGCGGGCCCGAGGUGGAGCUGCGCGCCGUGCUCGAGGGGCAGGGCUGGGAGCAGGUGCGCGUGGUGCCGUUCGGCGCCGCGGCCUCCAGCCGCCAGGACGGCUUCCAGGCGCCGGGGCACUGGCUGUCGACGCGCGCCACCGCCGCCGAGGCGCUGCCCCCGGUGGGCCGCAUGGUCGCGGGGACCUACCUCCGGCGGGACCUGCGGCUCCGGGCGGACCGGCUGGAGGUGGUGGAGGUGCAGCAGGCUGCGAGGACGAACCGUAACAUCCAGCGCGAGAUCGCCAGCGACGUGAAGACGCACCAGUACUCGCCGGAGCCUCUCGAGGCAGCCGCCAACGAAGCGUGGCUGUUCCACGGCACAUCUUCCGCCGGUGCGCGCGCCAUCGCUGACGAGGGGUUCGCCGAGGGCGCCUACAUGGAGCACGGAAGGGCGUUCGGACAGGGGUUGUAUUUCACCGAAUGUUCCAGCAAAGCCGACUUCUACACAAAGCCGGCCCAAGCAGAGGUCGACAUUCCGGAGUACGCGGGCCUGUGCUGCAUGCUGCUCUGCCGCGUGGCUUUGGGUCGCACUUUGGUCGUCGACGUUGCAGGCACUCCAGAUAAGAACAGUAUCGCAGCCGACUUCGCAAAAGGAGAGUACCACUCCGUACUGGGCGACCGCGAGCACCUUUUGGACUCGUACCGAGAGUUUGUGGUGCCAAAUGCAUCCCAGGUGUGCCUCGGGAGGGACCGACCACCUGCCAUGUGGACGGGCCUUCGCCAGCCCGCGUGGGCCAGCCACGGCCGGGACGCGUCUGCCUCAGCACCUCGGAGCUCUGGCGACGGCUUCGGCAUCAGCGUCAGCGUGGAGGGCGACGGCUUCUGGCGAGGCCUCGUGGAGCGCGAGGAGCGCGGGCGCCAGCUGCCCGCGCACGUCAUGAGGCACGUGUCCAGCGACCGCUUCCGCGAGGUGGUCUUCCCUGGCGAGGGCGCGCACAGGCGGCCCGACGCCCUCGCGCGCACCGACGCGGCCCCGCCCCGCGCGGCCUCGGAGGCGGGCAGCCUGGCGCGCGCCGCGGCGGCGCACGAGGGUGCCGCACGGGCGCUGGCGGCCUCCGCGGCCGCGUGGGAGGCGGCGGCGAGCAGGAGACGCUCUGCGAGGUCUGCGCGGGGUCGGGCGGUGCUCUGGGCUCCGCGCCGCGCCGGGCGCUGCCACGCGCCAGGGCGCCCGCGGCUCGCCGCGACGAAGGGCCGCUGCCCGCAUCGUCUUGGCGGCUGCCCGGCGAGCAGUAGGGCGCACGACGCUUGCAGGGGCCCCCAAUAG